CGACACUAAUCAAAAUGUCACCACGUCUUAAAAUAUCAAAAUAUGUUAUUGAGCGGCUUUCGAAGCUUAAUACGAAUGAACCUACAGGAUGUCUGUACGGUCUUAUGUACGACAGCACUUUGCUCGUCGUAGGACUGAGUUUAGAGUUUUUUGAAAAUGAGCAGAAAACUUAUAGACAACUUCUUCUUCAUUUACCCGCUGAAAUUGAGUUAUGCGGUGUUAUUAAAUUCAGUGAAACUUUGUCUAUAGAAUCAAAGCCUAAGGAAAUAUUUCAGGAUGUAGACAUAACCGACAAUCCACUUUUUAUUGUUAUCAGUAGGGAAAAAGAGAUAAAAGCACAUUUUUUGGUUCAUGACAAAUUUGAAGAAACAAGCUAUGAAGUCCUACAGACUGAUGAACUGUGGAAACAAUUUAUUCAUGUGCGUCUAAACACUGUGGUGCCAUUAACAUGUGAAGCAACAAUUACAGGAGUCAAAAAUAUUAUGCAGAAUAAAAGGAAAAAGAUAGCAUCUGGACAAGUCUCAUUCCAAAUCGAUUCAACAUCAAUAUACUUAUUUGGAGUAGCUUCAGAUGUUGGGGUUACUGGCACAAGUACAGAAGCAAAUAUAGGAGAGUUAAUUGACUCCAUUGGUCCUGAACAACCUUCAAAAAAGAAAAAGCAUAGUAUAAGUAAAGUUGAAAUAGUUCCUGUUAAUUUAGUAUUGAAGACAACAAAAGACAUGUUAUCAGAUAAGCUAGUAAAAACAGCUGUCAAGAUGAUGACUACACAGAGAAAACCGUCAUUUUGCAUCAGUAUGCCCCUAAGGGUGGAUACUUUGGCCAUGAUACACAGAAACACAAAACUGUCAGAACUGUACACUGUCCUAGUUGAAGCUGCUUGCAGAUCUCUCAAACUACUUGAAUAUGUUUUAUUGGAGCAACUAGGUCAAGAAGGUAUUGGAGAUGGAGCAGGUUUACGUUUACCUGAAAUUUUCCAUUUUCUACCUCCGGAACUUGGUCACUUUAUCACACGAGUUGUACCUAAAGGCAUACCAGAUGAAAGCAUGGAAAGUGAGAGGCGGUCGCUACACGAACAGCUCUCUUUACCACUAGACAGGCCUAUGUUCAGAAGGGGGAACGCGUAUCCUUCCAAGAGUGGGAAAUUGAUCAACCCACAUGAAGCUAUACCGCCUCAGCCAAUCAAGCCAGAUGUAACUGUAGCUCUGGUUCGAGGGCGCUACUCCUACCACCACUACAUGCAAGAUAACUUCAAUGACGAUGGCUGGGGUUGUGCCUAUCGGUCCAUGCAGACUAUAUUUUCUUGGUUCAAGUUUCAAGGAUAUAAUACAAUCGAUAUACCAACACACAGAGAUAUCCAAUACUGCCUUGUUAAUAUUGGUGAUAAGGCAUCCGCCUUUUUAGGUUCUAAGCAAUGGAUAGGAUCAACGGAAGUGAUGUUUUGUUUGGAAUCCCUCUUGGGUGUACAAUCUAGGAUUAUUUUUGCUAACACUGGCGCAGAAUUGCUUAGCUACACGCCAGAGCUUGUUCACCAUUUCGAGAGGCAUGGAAGCCCAAUCAUGAUAGGUGGCGGUGUGCUAGCCCAUACGAUAUUAGGCGUAGAAUACAACAGUGUUACGAACGAGACGCGAUAUCUUAUACUUGAUCCACACUACACGGGCGCCGACGACAUAAGCGUUGUUAUCAGCAAGGGAUGGUGCGGCUGGAAGAAUUCGGACUUUUGGAACAAAACAGCUCAUUAUAAUCUUUGUUUGCCACUAACAAAACCAGCUAUAUAAAGUUUUUUUUAAUAAAAUGGCUAGUAAAUUUAUAUGUGUAUAGGAAUAUUCCAUUGUGUCCACUUUGGAUUCGGUUAAAAUGGGGCGUAACAAAAGCGCAGUUAUUUCAUUGCCAUUAUUUGUAUUCCAUCAUUUUUAAUAUGAAAAGGCUAAUUUUAAACUACUAUUAAUUCCAAAACAGCUUUUUUAGUCUAUAUACUCCAUAUUGUUUAAAAAAUGUUAACUAUGUUUCAACCGAUAGCAACAUGUCAUUUAUAACCUUGAAUUAUUAUUUCGAAUAGAAAAAUUCCAUCUUGCAUUUAAGUGAGCAAUCGAUUGAUAACAUAUAAAAAUAAGUGUCUAAUGAUUUUGCUCAAUAGAAAUGAAUAUCGUAACAUUUACGAUAAAUAAAUCGGUUAAACCAAUAUUUUACGUGGGCGAAAUUUCAGCACAUAUAUUUGUAAUACAUUUAAAUAUAUACAAAGUAAUGCGGCAUCCCUCUUAAAAGUGUCUCAUUGAACUAUGGACCUACUUAAAGUAGAUCGAAACUACAAUAUUCUAAUAUAUAGUUGGCACUAACAGUCCUGAUGUGAAAGUGCUAAUUUUAAUUUUGGUAUUAGGGGACAAAAGGACCUUGGCGUGCGAAAGGAAAAGCACUGCGAGAGAUACGGGUUAAAAUGCCGCCGAUUCAAAAA
This is a messenger RNA of Pararge aegeria (speckled wood butterfly), 2449 nucleotides long. It is a transcript of the gene Ufsp2, whose product is annotated as ufm1-specific protease 2. The record is from RefSeq and is a predicted model, not a curated record. NCBI's taxonomy places the organism in Eukaryota, Metazoa, Arthropoda, Insecta, Lepidoptera, Nymphalidae. The transcript has 10 exons. The coding region runs from base 15 to 1775 and encodes 586 amino acids.